AUGGCCACAUCCAGGGGCCUCGAUGCCAGUGCCGACUGUUCCCUGCACGCUUCCACGUGCACGCCAACAUUGCAAGACCGUGUCACGGACCGAAACAGCUACAGUGAUGGCACACCUGAGGUGAACACAACUCUGGCAGCAUCCAGGCCCCUGACAGGGCAAGUGCAUGUGGAAUCUGGAAACUUCACAGCUGAGCCUACAAAGGUGCUCGUGGCGCUCAGAAGGGGUUCUGGAUCCAGUGGUAGGAAGUCAUUUCAAGCAGCUCGUGAACAUUCACAGAAGCAGCUCAGGAUCCUGCUGCUUCUUUGUCCAGCAGGCAUCAGGCCCCAGGCUGGAGGCCACGUGCCAGGCUGGCAGGAUUUGUCCACUGUGAAGCUCGACACCCCCUCAGUGGAUGUGGAAUUUAAUCUGGCAGAUACUUACAUGGCUGCUGGAUGGUUUUGUCAGAUUGCUUCCAAGGCUGCCCUCUUCGCCGUGGCUGCCGAGUGCAGAGCUGGGCAUUCGAGUGGGCAGAGUGGUGCUCGGCUUCCCUGCAUCUCCUGGGCCAUGUGUGCUGACCCGUGCCCACUGCAUUGCUCCUGUGUGCCCUGCACAUACGACUGUGUCUUUCCCGUGUAUUCAACACUGCUUCAUGUCUUCCAGUUCUGCUUUGUGGUUUGUGACUGA
Mandrillus leucophaeus (drill) is the source of this 666-nucleotide messenger RNA. Its product is annotated as long intergenic non-protein coding RNA 452. NCBI's taxonomy places the organism in Eukaryota, Metazoa, Chordata, Mammalia, Primates, Cercopithecidae. The record is from RefSeq and is a predicted model, not a curated record. The transcript has 6 exons. The coding region runs from base 1 to 666 and encodes 221 amino acids.